AUGAGAUUGAAAAAAAAAAACCCUGAUGCAAGGAGAUGGCUUGCUAAUUUGGGUCCACAAGAGAGAUGGACAAAACAUAAAUUUGACCCUGAAUUGAAGUGCGAUGUUAACAAGACAAAUUUUGUGGAAAGCUUCAAUGCAACCCUAGGAACUGACAGGUGCAAGCCAGUGUUAAGUUUGUUAGAGGGAAUUAGGAGAGUAACAAUGGUUAGGUUAGCAACAAGGAGGCAGAAGUGUGAAGAAUGGGAGAGGCUGCGUCCAAACAUUGCGAAGAGAGUUCAAGUAUUGUACAAUGAGAGUAGGUCUUGCAGGGCUUUCAUGUCUAGUCCAAGGGAGUAUGAGGUGGUGGAGGGUAAAUCAACUUUGGCUGUCAGUUUGAACCAACGCACAUGCCUUUGCAAUGUCUGGCAACUCACUGGCAUACCAUGUAGGCAUGCAAUGAGAGCGAUACUUCAUGAAGGUCUUGAUCCACAAUCCUUGGUUGAUGAUUGGUAUUCAGUAGAGAAAUAUAAGUUGGCCUCUCAUCACAGCAUUAAACCUAUCCCUGACCAGGAUAAGUGGCCAGCAACUGAACACCCUACUAUAUUACCUCCUGUGCUCAAAAGAGGUGUUGGUAGGCCUUGUAGGAACCGAAAGAGAGCUGUUGAUGAAGAGAGGAAGGCAAAGAGGAGCAAGACAAUAAAAUGUGAGAAGUGUGGGGAUUUUGGUCACAACAAGGCCAGUUGCAAGGGAGGGGCAACAAAAAAACAAAAGGCAGCAGCAACAAACACUAAUGAUGCUUCAACUUCCAAGUGCAAGGGAAAGAGCAAAGCAAAAUGA
This is a messenger RNA of Amaranthus tricolor (Joseph's coat), 819 nucleotides long. RefSeq lists its product as uncharacterized. Lineage: Eukaryota; Viridiplantae; Streptophyta; Magnoliopsida; Caryophyllales; Amaranthaceae. Gene Ontology annotation, molecular function: zinc ion binding. The record is from RefSeq and is a predicted model, not a curated record. The transcript has a single exon. The coding region runs from base 1 to 819 and encodes 272 amino acids.